UGAUGGUGAUUUGAGCUAGAAGGGAUACGAAGGCUCUGUCCGCUGUCUGCUCGGGCCAAGGUGUCGAUCUGGAUCUGGACCUAGUCGCCCUGCUGGCGCUCUCCAGUGUCGGAAUGACUCGAUCCAAAUCGGUUACCUCUCUAACUCCCCAAAACAGGACACGCUCUUCCGGCCUGAACGAGGAGAGGUCGAUCGGGAUCCUGGGUACGGCGUAUGGUGGAUAUGCUUGUGGCCGGAAGCGAGGAGAUGUCGAUCUUGAUCCUGCUUGCAGCGGUUCCGACAUCCCAGCCGCUCUCGAAUUAGCUCUACCUACUAAGGCCAGCGGUUGGAAGGGGUAACCCGAGCUGAGAUGCUCCUGUUCGUUCGGGAUUGGGGCUCGCUUUUCGUACGCAUCCCAUUGUCGAAAUUGAAAAGGGAUGACUUGAGUCAAACGGGCCGUCGUCAGCUAACGGCGAUCUGGAUCUCAGGCUUGCUCGGGUUCUCGGUUGUCCCUUCUAGUAUCCAACUCGCCCCUCUCUCGAUCUUGAUCCCAAUCGUAACUUGAUCCAUGUUAAGAUCUGCCAUUGUAGCUCGUUUCUAGCCCCGCCGGUGUCGAAAUUGACGCAGACUAACUCGAGUCGGGUUGCCCAGCUCUGGAAAACACGAUCCAACCGUCCUGCUCUUGCGCCUCUGUUCCCAGUAUCGAACUCGCCCUUAUUUCGAGUCAUGACAGCCCAACUCGGAUUAACGCCCGCACCAACCGAACAUCGAUCCUGAUCCGAGUCAUGCAUGCAUGACUCGCGCACAGUCUCGUUUCCAACAAUCGCUCGUUCCAAGUCGACCAAGUCGAGCUAAGUCCACCCAAUUGGAGGUGGACAUCCCGCGUGUUUCGUUGCCAGUUCUUUGCUCUGGGAUGACUUGAUCCAACUGGGCGGUUGAGGGAUACGGUACUAGCCCCGCUCUUCCGGUCCGAUACGACGGGUAUCAUUUCCCCAGUAUCCUCAACACACAGGGUGAAACCAACGCAACGUGAGACUGUCAAAUCCAGCCCGUUCGACGAAUCUUGUUCCGCA
Messenger RNA from Dacryopinax primogenitus, 1052 nucleotides. RefSeq lists its product as uncharacterized. The record is from RefSeq and is a predicted model, not a curated record. The transcript is spliced from 2 exons. NCBI's taxonomy places the organism in Eukaryota, Fungi, Basidiomycota, Dacrymycetes, Dacrymycetales, Dacrymycetaceae. The coding region runs from base 114 to 338 and encodes 74 amino acids.